AUGGUUCAAGUAUUGAAUCUUCAAGGAACAUUACCAAUUCUAAGUCUGCCAAUAUUGUCUAAUUUCACUUCCUUAGAUUGCCUUACACUUAUGGGUACCCCCAUGGAUAUUAUACAAUAUAUUACAUUUAUUCCAAAGAACUUAAGAAUCUUGAUUAUUAUUCUUGAUGUUAAGGUUUUGAACUCAUUACAUAUCUAUAAUAAUGAUCCAAAUCUUCUCAAUUCAAUAAUUCCAGAUCCAACUCAACGAGUACAAUGCAUUCGAAUAGUUUGUAACAAGAUGGUGUUGUUAACAAGACUAAAUACUUUAUUACGGCGGCAAAAGAGAAGAUCUAUAACCAAUCUUGGACAUUUAUUAAAUACUAUAUUUAAACGAUUUUAUUUCAAUUUAAAAGCAAUUGAAUUAUCAAAAAUUGAUUUCAUCAUCAUUUUCCAACAUCCUAUUUAUUGUAAAGAUUUCCCAAAGUUGGGGAUCGUCUUAUUAGAUGGAGUAUCUGGGAAUCUGUUAGAUGCUUGGAGACAUGUUGUACAAAAUCAUUACAUCAUAUUAGUUAAUGAUACUUUAAGUGGAGGACUAUAUACAAUAUAUCCAUCAGGAAUUGGAUUCUGGACAACUACAAAUACAUCAAGACAUAUUGCCAAUAUAAGAAAGAAUAUGGGAUUCAUAUAA
Molecule: messenger RNA, 669 nt
Organism: [Candida] anglica
Lineage: Eukaryota; Fungi; Ascomycota; Pichiomycetes; Serinales; Debaryomycetaceae
Source: the annotation of a GenBank genome assembly